CAAAUGUAGCCUGCAGGUGACUCCCAUUUGGCCUGCCAAGAGCAUGAAGUGACAAAAUUCUGCACACAGUAAAUAUUGURUYAYGUUGACUGAAGAAUGUCUCAUGUGUCAACUGGAUUAUUUUAGUGCUUUAGAAUUAGGGGACCUAAAUAUUUGAGUUGGUGCUUUUGAGUUAGUGCAACUAAUAUUUAGAUCAGUCCUGCCCACCCCUGCUAACCAACCUCCUGCAUAGUCAGACUGGAAGGCUCUUGGAGUGAAGGUGAAGCUGCGCCACCAAAUAGUGGAUGAAACCAGCAGAAGACAGUUGUUUGGUCACAAAAUAAAAACAUCAAAAGAYAGUCAAAAUAAAGAAUUUAAUGGGUCACCACCCAUCGGGUCAGACGCAGACAUGUUUACACAGCUUGAUGUUUGAAGCGCGGGGGGUGACUUUCCUGYAUCUUCUUUACGCAMGAACGAUUAUUUGUGCCAGGUUUUAGUGAUAUAAAAAGGAGUGGUGAGUUCACUCAGAGCUAGACGCACUUUGGGUCGUUUUCUGCCACUCCUAACGCUGUUUGGUGACUCCACCUGGACAGGGACAAUGUAUGCAGACAUUGUGCUUUUCGUCUUCAUGUGCUUGACCGCCGGCCAUGCGGAUCACCAUCACCAACCUUGCCAUUCACACAACAUGAGUGGACUAAUGAAUGUGCUGUCCUUAAAGGGUGAAAUAAGAGCAGUCGGUACAUUCACCUACGACUCGGUGGGCCAGAAGCUGCGGUUCCAGUCGAACGAGAGCCACCCCACAAACACUUCGAUCGCUUUGGAUCUGCUGAUGUUUUUUGAAGAGGGGAUUUUUUACGAGAUCGACAGCAAAAACCAGAGCUGUGAGAGAAAGAAACUGCAAAUGACCUCGCACCCACUUGAUAUUCCCGACAACGCCAAGUUUGUCGGCACGGUGACCUCUGGGAGUUCUUCCAUCGAAGGCGAGGGCUUGAAACUCAACACUUGGGGAGGAAAGCUGAAAAAAAUGAAAGACGGAGUGGAUGGUUCCUACUCCAUGUCUGUAACCAUGGGAUGUUUGCCUGUGAACACUUUCUAUUUCACUGAGACCACAUCAUUCCUUUUCAGUACCUACGAUGUUGACCUUGAGAUCAAGGAUCCAGAUCUGCUCGUGGUCCCCUCGUUUUGUCGUGGGAAGCCUUUGGAGGACACYCCUGAGGGGACAGUAAACAGCUUCCUCCACGAGUUCAUGUAGACGAAAACCAGCCAGCAGAAAACCGAACCUCUAUCCAAACGACUUACCUGAGCUGUUGCCUUUUCUCUCUCUCUCUCUCUCUCUUUGUUUUCAUGCAUGAAUCCAGUUCUGUUGACACUGCAGUGCAUCACAUCGUGAUUCCACCCCCCAUGACAUAGUAUCUUUGCGCUGAUCACAUUAAAUACACACACUCUGAUGUAAAUAGGUUAAAAACAUGGCAUAAAAAUUAGUCAGAAUCACUAACAACUCGUGUGUUUUCAAGAUGGCACCACUUAUAAAACAUGAUUAAUGGAUGAAUAAAAUGUCAAAGCUGUGA
Molecule: messenger RNA, 1547 nt
Organism: Austrofundulus limnaeus
Lineage: Eukaryota; Metazoa; Chordata; Actinopteri; Cyprinodontiformes; Rivulidae
Product: ependymin-2
Exons: 6
Coding region: 578-1231 (217 amino acids)
Biological process (GO): cell-matrix adhesion
Cellular component (GO): extracellular region; lysosome
Molecular function (GO): calcium ion binding
Source: RefSeq, a predicted model, not a curated record